GAAAAUUACAUAUUAUUGGGUAUUGCGAGGCGUACCAGCUCCCGUCUGAUGUGUUUGCAUGGUGAUUAGACUGCGAGUUACCCGGAGCAUGUGGAGUUUGGAAGAUUCUACUGUCAGAAAAGUAGAUUCAGCGAGCUUAUUGAAUGGGAAUGAAGUGUUGGGUGAGGGUGGUGAUUCAGGCAGUAACUUUUACCUAAGAAGCUUUGCAAGCUGCUAUGGUGAUGCACAUAGUGUUGCUGUAGGGCCCUUUAUAGUCAUUGUUGCAACCUAAUUUAUGGCCCUGUUGCAAGUUUAGCAGUGUGCGAUGAAGAACGAGACAGAGUAAGGAAUGGUGAGGAUAAGAUGACACUUGUGGGUUGCUACCUUGGCAAGCCACAGUUUAUUUAAUUGAACUCUUCUGUGGGAGGAUUGGAUGGAUUUUUGAAAACUGAUCAAUCAUCAAGGCUUCAAACUGGACUUGAUGGAGCUGGAGAACAUCGUGGCCAACACGGUCUAUCUGAAGGCCCGAGAAGGCGGGGCUGACAACAACAAGGGCCGGAGUAAAAAAUGGAAGAAGAUCCUGGCAUUCCCGCACAUCUCGGAGUGCAUAGGCAUCAAGGAUGAGCUCUCUCAAACGUACACCGACCUCGUAGACAGUCAGCCGCUGGGGAAGAGACUGUUCCGCGAGUUCUGCCAGGUGAUGCGGCCCGAGUUCGACAAGUACAACAAGUACCUGGAUGCCGUGGAGCAGUACGAGUUGGAAGCAGACGAGAAGCGAGCGGAGGCAGCACAAGCUAUUUUCUACAAGUAUAUCGCCUCCACGUCUGCCGAAUCCAUAGACGUGCUGAACGACGACGUCUCGGCGGCGUGCAAGGAGGGCCUCCUACGGCCGUCCAAGGAGCUCUUCGACGGCUGCGUCCAGCAGGUCAAGGCGUUCCUGGCGCGACAACCGCUGCAGGAAUUCAUCGACUCCAUGUUCUUCCAUCGGUACCUGCAGUGGAAAUGGCUAGAACGGCGGCCCGUCACCUACAAAACGUUCCGUAUGUACCGGGUGCUGGGUAAGGGAGGCUUCGGAGAGGUCUGCGCCUGUCAAGUGCGGGCCACCGGCAAAAUGUACGCCUGCAAAAAGUUAGAAAAGAAACGAAUUAAGAAGCGGAAAGGAGAGCUCAUGGUGCUGAUAGAGAAAAUGACCCUAGAAGAAGUCAACUCUAGAUUUGUUGUUAGUUUGGCGUACGCCUAUGAAACCAAAGAUGCCCUGUGUCUGGUGCUCACCAUCAUGAACGGGGGCGACCUCAAGUUCCACAUUUACAACAUGGGCGGCGACCCGGGCUUCAGCUCCGAGCGGGUGCUCUUCUACGCGGCGGAGGUUCUCUGCGGCCUACAGGACCUGCACGCCAAGGGGAUAGUGUACCGCGACUGUAAACCGGAGAACAUCCUGCUGGACGACCUGGGCCACGUGCGCAUCAGCGACCUGGGCCUGGCCGUCGAUAUCCCAGAGGGCGGCUGGGUGCGCGGCCGAGUCGGCACCGUCGGAUACAUGGCGCCGGAGGUGAUCGACAACGAGUACUACAACUUCAGUCCGGACUGGUUCAGCUUCGGCUGCCUGCUCUACGAGAUGAUCGAGGGCCAGGCGCCGUUCCGCGCGCGCAAGGAGGCUGUCAAGCGGGAGGAGGUGGACCGGCGCGUCAAACAGGACCAGGAGAAGUACUCGAGCAAGUUCUCCGACGUGGCGCGCUCCCUGUGCCAGCUGCUGUUGCAGAAGCGGCCAGAGGAGCGGUUGGGCUGCCAGCAGGGUCGGUUCGGCGCCGAAGAGGUCAAGAAGCACGAGUUCUUCAAGAACAUCAACUGGAAGCGGUUGAGGGCGGGCAUGUGCGACCCUCCGUUCAUACCUGAUCCUCACGCGGUGUACGCCAAAGACGUGUUGGACAUUGAGCAGUUCUCGACGGUGAAGGGCGUGGCUCUGGACUCCCGGGACUCGGAGUUUUACGACAAGUUCAACACGGGCUCCGUGUCCAUCCCGUGGCAGCAGGAGAUGCUGGAGACGGGGUGCUUCAAGGAGCUGAACGUGUACGGGCCCGAGUACACGCGCAGCGACGACCUGCGGCUGGACCUGCCGCCGCCCGAGACCAGCUCUGGCUGCUUCAGCACGCUGCGACGCCGGCGGCGCGGCCAGCACCCGUGAGUGCCGCCCCUCGCUCAGGGAUCCGGAGGCCACGCCGUCGACUUCGCUGAGCAACUCUGACCCGUGACGCCAGCGGACCGGCCGCGCCGGCGCCGGCCGGUGAGGCCUCCUGUCUCGGCAGGGGACCGGUACCCCGCAGUCGCAGCCUCGCCUCACCAUCAUCUCUGUGUUCCUCGCGCGGCGCCGGUCCGGUCGAGGCGAGUGUCGCGCGGUCGGUGCCGCGGCCACGGCGGGGAGGGUGGCUCAGCGAGCCGUGGAGCGCCGGGUAAAGGCGGGGAGACUCAGAGACAGAGGGCUGGGCGACCGGAUGUUGGCGAUGUUCCUGGCCGCUCGCGCGCCGCUCCCUCCCUCCCUCUCGGUGAGCAGUCAGCCCCUCUCCCCGGAUCGGGGCGCCGCCGUGAGCGGCCCAUUCAAGUGUUAGUGUUGACCUCUGCUGGACCUCGCACCUCGCCGCCGCACUGUAGUUAGUCAUCCGGGCGCCGGCCGCCCCCCCCCCCCCGACACACAUCUACCUGAGAGCUCCUUGCGCCCGCCGCCGCCGCCGGCCGCCCAAUCAAAAGCUCUUCCUGGCUGGGGCGGGUGGUCGAGGGUGGGUCGCCGUCUGCCGCGCGCGUCCGCCCGCCGGCGGCCGCUCGCCGCUCGGCCGGUGACUAGACGUAGCCUACGCGCUGCGUCAGCGAGCGGCGCCGUGUACGUGUGUCCGUCGUCUAUAUGUCUGUCUGUUUGUCUGUGUCUGUCUGUUCGUCUGUCUGUCAGUUUUGGGAGUCGAGACGUCGGUACGGGCGUCCCUGGUCACCCUCGUGCAUGGGGAGCUCAAAAAAAUCAGGGUGACAGUGCAAUCGCAAGCGCAUAGACGUAGUGACAGAGCGAGAGAGAGCUGUUGAAUGUGACAGAGAGAGCCGACUGUGGUGGAGCGUGGCAGUCUGUGUGGCGGGCAGGACUGUGGCGAGCUACAAUCGGCCGGUACCGGCUGUGCGUGUCGUCAGACGCACAGGGCAGGUAGCAGCACGGACUUGGAAACGGAGACGGCCGGAGGUCAUUGUGAGGUGCGGGAACGAGUGGCUGAGCGUCUGCGUGGGUGUUUGUGUUCGGUGUGCGUGUGAGAGAGAGAGAGAGAGAGAGAGAGAGAGAGAGAGAGAGAGAGAGAGAGAGAGAGAGAGAGAGAGAGAGAGAGAGAGAGAGAGACGCACGCCGAUCGCUCGGCACUCUCCAGUACCAGUACCUCCGCUGCAUACGCUUUCAUCUCUGGCACAUAAUGUCUGUGUGGAUGUGUGCGUGUCUAUUAUGGAGGAUCGAGGACAGACUAGCCUCGUCCGCACUUCAUUGAGUGUAUAUAUAUACACAAAUGAACGAUCAACGCUUUUCAGGUACCUAAUGUACGCGCACCGUUUCAACAUUUUAUUAUUUAUCAUCGGCCGACAUGUGAUCCGUUUUAGUGGAUUUCUGUCCACUCUGGUGACGGAGCGGGUGCGGCCGAACACCGGCCGCCGCUGCGGGCUCUGUGAGGUCGGUGUGCCGCGGCUCUGCCGGCGACUGGGGUGGACUCUGUGCCGGCGCCUCGGCUCGCGGCCGGCCGUUAGGAGUCGCCGGCUGUCGUGUGUAGAGCGCCCGGGCCCGCCCAGAGGGCAGUAGUCGAGUUUGUGGUGGCGCCCGCGUAGGUGGCGCUGGACCGCCGGCGCGCCGCCGCAGCCCCCAGGUACAAAAUGUCUCCGGCGGCCCGCCCGCUCGGCGACACCGUACUGCCCUCCGCGGUCUAACUUAUUUACGCCUCUGAAUGUGUGCGAGGAUGGUUUACCUAUGACGAAAUUAAAAUACAUUGUUUUCCAGCUC
Messenger RNA from Amphibalanus amphitrite, 3991 nucleotides. RefSeq names its product G protein-coupled receptor kinase 2-like (gene Gprk2). Gene Ontology annotation, cellular component: cytoplasm. Bases 461 to 2161 code for a protein of 566 amino acids. Lineage: Eukaryota; Metazoa; Arthropoda; Thecostraca; Balanomorpha; Balanidae. The transcript is spliced from 15 exons. Gene Ontology annotation, biological process: signal transduction; protein phosphorylation; regulation of signal transduction. Gene Ontology annotation, molecular function: G protein-coupled receptor kinase activity; ATP binding. The record is from RefSeq and is a predicted model, not a curated record.